UAAACCAUCAAAGGUUUCUUCUCAUCUUCACUCUAUUUGUGUCACCACGAGCUUUAGAAGUACUAUCAUUUUUGGUACUUUUUGUCUGUUAAACACAGAGAAAAAGUCAUGGAGUUUGUUUCCAUGUUUUGCUUAUUUGCUUUCAUUUCUUGCUCCCUUCUUCUUCUCCAUUCUAUCUUCAACUUCUUUGCUUUUGGUAUCAAGUUGCCUCUUCCUCCUGGCACUUUGGGUUGGCCUUAUAUUGGAGAAACUUUCCAACUUUACUCUCAAAACCCAAGUGUUUUCUUUGCCUCCAAAGUCAAGAAGUAUGGUUCAAUAUUCAAGACUCACAUAUUGGGAUGCCCAUGUGUGAUGAUAUCAAGCCCAGAGGCAGCAAAGCUAGUUUUGGUCACAAAAGCUCAUCUCUUUAAGCCUACAUUUCCAGCUAGCAAAGAGAGGAUGUUGGGAAAACAAGCCAUUUUCUUCCAUCAAGGAGAUUAUCAUGCCAAGCUGAGGAAGCUAGUUCUUCGUGCUUUCAUGCCCGAAUCCAUCAAAAACAUCGUCUCAGACAUUGAAUCCAUCGCAAAAAGCUCACUUGAAUCCUUGGAAGGAAGAUUGAUCAACACUUACCAAGAAAUGAAGACAUACACAUUCAACGUUGCAUUGCUUUCCAUAUUUGGAAAGGAUGAAAUGCUCUAUAGAGAGGAUCUCAAGAGGUGUUAUUACAUUCUUGAAACGGGAUACAAUUCGAUGCCAAUCAAUCUCCCAGGAACACUAUUCCAUAAAUCAAUGAAAGCAAGAAAGGAGCUAGCAAAGAUCUUGGCCAAAAUCAUCUCAGUUAGGAGGGAAACAAAGCAGAAUCAUACUGAUUUGCUGGGAUCUUUCAUGGGAGAUCAAGAAGAUCUUACUGAUGAACAAAUUGCAGAUAAUAUCAUUGGAGUCAUAUUUGCUGCUAGAGACACUACUGCUAGUGUUCUUACAUGGAUCCUUAAAUACCUUGGAGAAAAUCCAACUGUCCUACAAGUUGUCACUGAAGAGCAAGAGGGAAUAAUGAGGGAAAAAGAGGAGAAUGGUAAAGGACAAGUGUUAACAUGGGCAGACACCAAGAAAAUGCCUAUGACUACAAGGGUGAUCCAAGAGACACUUAGAGCUGCUUCUAUCUUAUCUUUUACUUUCAGAGAAGCUGUUGAAGAUGUUGAGUUUGAAGGAUAUCUAAUACCAAAAGGAUGGAAAGUAUUACCACUGUUUAGAAACAUUCACCAUAGCCCAGACAAUUUUCCAGAACCAGAGAAGUUUGAUCCAUCAAGAUUUGAGGUUUCUCCAAAACCCAAUACUUUCAUGCCAUUUGGCAAUGGGGUCCACUCAUGUCCAGGCAAUGAAUUAGCCAAGCUGGAGAUUUUGAUACUUGUACAUCAUCUGACCACAAAGUACAGGUGGUCUAUGAUGGGCCCACAGAAUGGAAUACAGUAUGGACCUUUUGCUCUUCCCCAGAAUGGCCUGCCCAUUAUGCUCUCGCACAAGACAUCAUCAUAAUAAGGCCCAAAAAUAAAAAAAACAUUGAAUUGAGAGCUUCCCAACAAGAAGAUAUUUUCAUUUCCAAAACAAAAGAUUUUCCCUCAAACUAAAGAAAGAAGAGAAGCUAAAAAUGACAGGAAUUCAAACACAGGGGAAGCAAAUUGUAUAUAUAUUGAGAAAGAGAGUUUCUUUUCCUAAUUCAAGAAAAAAAUCAUAUAUAUUCAUUAACCUAACACACAAAGAGAAACUCAGGAGUUAAUAUGUGAUGUAACAUAGGGUAAUUCCUUUUUGUAUUUUUUUACUUCUUUCUUACUACUUUGUAAUUUUUCCUUUUAAUUCUUUUUUAAAUUUAUUUAUGGCAUGUAAAAAGUCCGUAAGGCAAGUAAUGAAAGUCUGAUCUCGGCAGCACAUAGUUGUCAAUAUCAUU
Messenger RNA from Nicotiana tabacum (common tobacco), 1921 nucleotides. RefSeq names its product abscisic acid 8'-hydroxylase CYP707A2-like. Lineage: Eukaryota; Viridiplantae; Streptophyta; Magnoliopsida; Solanales; Solanaceae. Gene Ontology annotation, molecular function: heme binding; oxidoreductase activity, acting on paired donors, with incorporation or reduction of molecular oxygen, NAD(P)H as one donor, and incorporation of one atom of oxygen; iron ion binding. The record is from RefSeq and is a predicted model, not a curated record. Gene Ontology annotation, biological process: sterol metabolic process; abscisic acid metabolic process.